Molecule: messenger RNA, 493 nt
Organism: Suillus plorans
Lineage: Eukaryota; Fungi; Basidiomycota; Agaricomycetes; Boletales; Suillaceae
Exons: 8
Coding region: 125-364 (79 amino acids)
Source: RefSeq, a predicted model, not a curated record
CGCAGAGAGUAACCUAGACCGUAUCUCUACACGGUGAUCGUCAAGCAAACCUCGAACUCGAUUUUCUGGUGAUGGAUGAGCAAUGCCAUUGGUGAACAAAGCUAGAGCUCGAAUGAGGAUGAGGAUGCAGUCGGGAUCAGCAAUGUCAUUGGUUAGUGGUGCUCUAAUUCAACUGCGGUCAGUAUGGCUCGCGUUCGAUUGUGGAUCGAGAAACUCACAAUCUGCCAACGGAGCGGUAUUGUGUUCGGUCAGUGAGGGCGACGUAGAAUCAAUACACCCACAUCCUAAGAAUAAAUCAGCGAUCGCAUCGGUAAGGAAGGCAGGAGGUCGACAAAUGAUGAUCACACUCACAAGCUGUCAAUGAAUAGACAAUAUCUUCGGUCAGUAGCUGAAAGUCGGUGCAGGAUUAAUAUACUGACCUCAGACUAUCAACGAAUCAGCAGCGAUGGCUUGACUUAGGAAGGCUACGCUUGAUAGAGGAUCAAACACUCAC